Messenger RNA from Chrysochloris asiatica (Cape golden mole), 795 nucleotides. It is a transcript of the gene IGFBP1, whose product is annotated as insulin-like growth factor binding protein 1. Gene Ontology annotation, molecular function: insulin-like growth factor I binding; insulin-like growth factor II binding. NCBI's taxonomy places the organism in Eukaryota, Metazoa, Chordata, Mammalia, Afrosoricida, Chrysochloridae. The record is from RefSeq and is a predicted model, not a curated record. Gene Ontology annotation, biological process: regulation of insulin-like growth factor receptor signaling pathway. The coding region runs from base 1 to 795 and encodes 264 amino acids. The transcript is spliced from 4 exons. Gene Ontology annotation, cellular component: extracellular region.
AUGCCCAAGACCCUGGCCACCCUCGCUUGGAAGCUGCUACUCCUUCUGGGCACCCUCCUCAGUGCGGCCGUUGGCGCGCCCCCUCCCUGGCGCUGCGCACCCUGCUCGGAUGAGAAGUUGGCGCUCUGUCCGCCGGUGCUCGCCUCGUGCCAGGAAAUCGCCCCGCCAGCCGGCUGUGGUUGCUGCCCUACAUGCGCCCUGCAGCUGGGCGCAGCAUGCGGUGUGAAGACCGCACGCUGUGGCAGCGGGCUGAGCUGCCGUGCACUGCCCGGGGAGCCUCGGCCCCUGUACGCCCUCACCCGUGGCCAGGGGGCCUGCAUGCCCACGCUGGACAACUCUGCGACUGCCCGCAGUACAGAGGCUCCAAAACCAGAGAGCGUGCCUCCUAAGAGUAUAGAGACGACACAAGAGCAGCUACCGGGAAGUUUCCACCUAAUGGCUCCUUCUGGUGAGGAAGGGUCCAUCCUCUGGCAUGCCAUCAACACUUAUCAGAACAUCAAGUCUCGUGAGAUUGAGGAUAUCAAAAAAUGGAAGCAGCCAUGCCAAAGAGAACUCUACAAAGUACUGGAGAGAUUAGCCAAAGCUCAACAGAAGUCUGGAGAAGAAAUUUACAAAUUUUAUCUGCCAAACUGCAACAAGAAUGGAUUUUACCACAGUAAACAGUGUGAGACAUCUUUGGAUGGUGAAGUUGGACUCUGCUGGUGUGUGUACCCAUGGAGUGGAAAGAAGAUUCCAGGGGCCCUGGAGGUUAGGGGAGACCCCCACUGCCAUAAGUAUUUCAGUUUACAAAACUGA